UGAGAGAGAGAGAGAGAGUAUUGCCUUGUUAAUGUCCUCUUUGUGUUUGUGAAAUGAAUCAAUCAGAAAAUAUAGCUGGGGAACAGAGAGCAGGAGUUGAGAUUACCAAGGACAAGAAUGGAAUUGAACAGGUUGUGCUCCGAAGCCCUCGAGGGGCUUCAGCAAGGGUUAGCUUGCAUGGAGGGCAGGUUCUUUCAUGGAAGACAGACCGAGGGGAAGAGUUAUUGUUCACUAGUAGUAAGGCGAUUUUCAAGCCACCAGCUGCUGUGAGAGGAGGGAUUCCCAUUUGCUUUCCUCAGUUUGGAAACCGCGGGGCACUAGAGCAACAUGGAUUUGCCAGAAAUAAGAUAUGGGUUAUCGACAGUAACCCCCCAUCUCUCCAUCCAAAUGAUUCUGAUGGCAAAAGCUAUAUCGAUUUGUUACUCAAACCAUCUCAAGAAGACUUAAAGGUCUGGCCUCACAGUUUUGAAUUCCGUCUUAGGGUGGCACUUGCAGCUGAUGGGUAUCUCACCUUGAUUUCUCGUAUAAGGAAUAUCAACUGCAAGCCCUUUAGUUUCUCAUUCGCGUAUCAUACCUAUUUCUCCGUCUCUGACAUCAGUGAAGUGAGGGUAGAGGGGUUGGAGACUCGAGACUACCUCGACAACCUAUACCAGAGAGAGCGAUUUACAGAACAAGGGGAUGCCUUAACAUUUGAAUCCGAGGUGGAUCGAGUUUAUCUUAAUUCGACAGAUAUAGUUGCCGUUUUCGAUCAUGAGAUAAAACGGACUGUUGUCAUACGGAAAGAAGGGCUUCCAGAUGCUGUGGUGUGGAAUCCAUGGGAGAAGAAAUCAAAGUUACUGCUAGAUUUCGGGGAUGAAGAGUACAAACAUAUGCUUUGUGUCGACGGGGCUGCAAUAGAGAAACCCAUUACUUUGAGGCCAGGUGAGGAAUGGACCGGCCGCUUGGAGCUCUCAGUCGUGCCUUCAACUUAAACAAAGAACUAAUUAUAUUCUGUAAGUGUAAUUCUGGAAGCAGGGAUAGUUGUAUGUUUCCCGGGAUAGGUACAACUUCAAUAGUGUACAUAGUAACAUAGAUAACGCUGAAUUACGUAUAUUCAAAGAAAAAUUAGUGUAGUAAACUAUGUUUUUUUCUGGCUUGUAAUAAGGCUUUUAACAGUGGCUUUUAUUGAUCUAGUGAUCUGAUCUGUAACAGUCUCAAACCUCCCCCUUUGAAUGUUUUGCAUUCCUUCUCCA
Rhododendron vialii is the source of this 1232-nucleotide messenger RNA. Its product is annotated as putative glucose-6-phosphate 1-epimerase. Gene Ontology annotation, molecular function: isomerase activity; carbohydrate binding. The transcript is spliced from 8 exons. The record is from RefSeq and is a predicted model, not a curated record. Gene Ontology annotation, biological process: carbohydrate metabolic process. Bases 54 to 971 code for a protein of 305 amino acids. NCBI's taxonomy places the organism in Eukaryota, Viridiplantae, Streptophyta, Magnoliopsida, Ericales, Ericaceae.